GACGGAGAGGAGAGGAGAGGCGGGAGGAUCUUCUCAUCUAGGACUAGUGUAGAGUGAAGAAGAAGAACAAGAAGAAGAAGAAGAAGAAGAAGAAGAAGAAGAAGGAGGAAUAUACCGCAGCCAUCAUCCGGCUCCCCUCUCUCUCCCCCAUCCUCCUUUCUCCUCUUCUUCCUCUUGCCAAUGACACUGUCAUGAACCUGCCUGCUGCUUGUUGCUAAGGGGGGAGCCAACCAAGCGGGUGGACCGGACUGGCCACUGUUUGCUUUCUAAGGUUUGGGUGAACAUGGCUGAAGGAUCCAAAGACCGGGCCGGUGUCAUUGAUCCAGACGAGGACUCCCCAAACAUGAUUGUCUACAGAAAGAUUGAAGACAUCGUCACAAGAAUACAAGAUGAGAAAGCCGGAGGAGUCUCCAUUCGGACCGUCAAGAGCUUUCUCUCAAAGAUCCCCAGUGUGGUAUCAGGGGUGGACAUUGUUCAGUGGCUGAUGAAAAACCUCUCUAUAGAAGAUCCAGCCGAGGCCAUCCACCUUGGAAGUUUGAUUGCAGCCCACGGCUACAUCUUCCCCAUCUACGACCAUGUCCUCAUGCUCAAAGACGACGGAACUCUUUACCGCUUUCAGUCUCCAUACUUCUGGCCUUCAAACUGCUGGGAGCCUGAGAACACCGACUAUGCCAUCUACCUGUGCAAGCGCACCAUGCAGAAUAAGGCCAGGCUGGAGCUCGCCGAUUAUGAGGCUGAGAACCUCGCUCGGCUACAGAGGGCCUUUGCCAGGAAGUGGGAAUUUAUCUUCAUGCAAGCUGAGGCUCAAGUCAAAAUCGACCGAAAGAAGGACAAGGCCGAAAGGAAGAUACUGGACAGCCAGGAGAGGGCAUUUUGGGAUGUCCAUCGACCAGUGCCAGGCUGCGUCAACACCACAGAGAUGGACAUCCGCAAGUGCCGCAGAGAGAAGAACCCACACAGGGUGAAAAAGUCCGUUUAUGGGCUACCAGAUGACAGCCACAGCCAACCCAGUCCCGUCCAUAUCAGCUCUCAGCCUGCCAGGAAGCCCACCAAAGAGGACGUUCAGAAGGAGAUUACCUUCCUCAACCUCCAGCUGGACCGACACUGCAUGAAGGUUUCCAAAGUAGCAGACAGCCUGAUGGGCUACACAGAGCAGUUCAUGGACUACGACCCCUUUGUGUCGACCGUUGAGUCCUCCAACCCUUGGGUCAGCGAUGACUCCUCCUUCUGGGACCUGGAGGCAAGUCGGGAUCCCAGCCAACAGCGCGUAAAGAAGUGGGGCUUCUCCUUAGAGGAGACUCUGAAAGACUCGGCAGGACGAGACCAGUUCUUGAGGUUCUUGGAGUCGGAGUUCAGCUCAGAGAACCUACGGUUUUGGUUAGCAGUACAGGAUCUAAAGCGCCGGCCGCUGCAGGAGGUUCCCUCCAGGACUCAGGAGAUUUGGCAGGAGUUCCUAGCCGAAGGAGCACCCAGCUCCAUCAACCUGGACUCGCACAGCUACGAGCGCACGAGCCACAACUUGAAGGACCCUGGACGCUACAGCUUUGAGGACGCUCAGGAGCACAUCUUCACGCUAAUGAAAAGUGACAGCUAUGCACGCUUUUUGCGAUCCAACGUCUACCAAGACCUGCUGUUUGCCAGAAAGAAGCAACAGCCUGCCGACCCCGAACAAGGCCGCCGCACCUCCUUGGAGAAGUUCACCCGCAGCGUGGGGAAGUCGCUAACAGGCAAGCGUUUAACGGGCCUCAUGCAGUCAUCCUGACAGAGUCUGGAGUUCGCAGGAAGUGGCGCACACAAUGGGGCGCCACGAACGGGGGCUGGAUGCCAUUAUAGUGAAGGCUUUGAGGACUGCAACCAUACCGGUCACAUAGCACUGAGCUAGCUGGAAAAACCGGAUCCAGAAGCAGGAAGUGAGCGCAUGACAAGACGCUACAGCCUCCCCUUACACAACCGUUGUUGUUAAAUAAAGUUUAUAUUCAUAUUAUUUUCUAUAUGUGUGUACCGUGUAUCCUAUUAAGAGCACAUUUUUGGAAAUGCUACGGUGAAAAGCUAUUUCACACUAAUGUUUAUUUGCCCUGAACGCAACAGAGUUCCAUUUUAUUUGCCAGCAAUAAAGGGAGCGUGACACCAAAUGAUUUUAUAUAUUUUUUUGAAUGGUUUUCAUAUCUUUAUUGUACAGUGUAUAAAUACGCAUUAGUUUUGACUCACGGGCUUGCGUACUUGCUCACAGUGCAACGAAACAAGUCGAUGCGUGACAUAAAUCGACGACUAGCCGGGUGAUAAACAACCACUAAGCUCAAAAACAUACUUAAAAGUCUUGUUUCCAAAUGCCCGCAAGGUAUGCUGGGUAGUGCAGCUGCAACAACAAUAUGAACUAUAAUCAACUCCUUCUUUUUUUUUUUUUUUUACGUCUGAUGACCUCGGCAUAUUUUGCAAUCAACAAUUUUGGGGGGACAGAGUGCCACAAGUUACCCAGCAUGCCUUGCGGUGGCAAUAUUUUUUUGCCAUUAGUAUCGGUGCAGUAGUUAGGUGACUUUGUGUGUCGCGUCUGACUAUUUUUGCGAGUCAAGCGGGCCACAAUACCGCUACCGUUUUGAUGUUAAAGGUUCAAUAAAAGGAAUUCCCGGAGCCUUCAAGCCUUUUUAAUAAUAAUUCCACCGUGUGUUAAAGAAAGUAUGGUGAAAUUAAUACAUAAUAUAGUAUAAGUGUUACUUAGUUUUAGAAGUUAUUGUUAAAAAUAAUUUGGUAGUAAGCUCCACACGUUGAGUAUUUGCUAUUCUGGAUAACGAUCACGAUAUGAGG
Messenger RNA from Doryrhamphus excisus (bluestripe pipefish), 2802 nucleotides. Its product is annotated as regulator of G-protein signaling 6-like. The record is from RefSeq and is a predicted model, not a curated record. Lineage: Eukaryota; Metazoa; Chordata; Actinopteri; Syngnathiformes; Syngnathidae. Gene Ontology annotation, cellular component: cytoplasm; neuron projection. Gene Ontology annotation, biological process: regulation of G protein-coupled receptor signaling pathway; G protein-coupled receptor signaling pathway; intracellular signal transduction. Gene Ontology annotation, molecular function: GTPase activator activity.